GGGGAGUUAUGUCACUGCUCCGAAGGAAUGGGUCCAGAGCGCUCCCGCGUGUGUCUGACUGACAGCCCCACGCGGGGGUCGGGGCUUAUAAAGGAGCGGCUGCCGCCCGGCCCGUGCGGAGCCCCGAGGCCGGCUCCUCUGCAGGGUGGGCCGGGUCUCCUCGCCCGCGCGCUGGUCCUCCUAGACUCCGUCCCCAGCACUGAGACGGGCCGUCGCUGAAGCUUUUUCACAUUCCAGGAGUCCCGCCGGGGAGGGGCAGGAUGCUGUGGUCCCUGCUGCUGCUGGCCUCAUGGGCCUGGUCCGGCGUUCAGGCUGGAGACCAGGACGAGGACACCACCUUUGACCUCUUCAGCGCCAGCAACAUCAACCGCAAGACCAUCGGGGCCAAGCAGUUCCGGGGCCCGGACCCCCGCGUGCCCGCCUAUCGCUUCGUCCGGUUUGACUACAUCCCGCCGGUGGGCGCGGAGCAUCUGGGCAGGAUCGCCGAGGCCAUGCGGCGGAAGGACGGCUUCUUCCUCACGGCCAGCCUGAAGCAGGACCGCAGGUCCCGGGGCACCCUGCUGGCCCUCGAGGGCCCCGGCGCCGCGCAGCGGCAGUUCGACAUCAUCUCCAACGGCCCCGCCGACACGCUGGACCUCACCUACUGGGUGGACGGCACCCAGCACGUCAUCUCGCUGGAGGACGUGGGCCUGGCCGACUCCCAGUGGAAGAACAUCACGGUGCAGGUGACCGGGGAGACCUACAGCCUGUACGUGGGCUGCGACCUGAUGGACAGCUUCACGCUGGACCAGCCCUUCUACGAGCAGCUGAAGACAGAAAGGAGCAGGAUGUACGUGGCCAAAGGCUCCGGCCGAGAGAGUCACUUCCGGGGUUUGCUGCAGAAUGUCCACUUAGUUUUUGAAAAUUCCGUGGAAGAUGUUCUCAGCAAGAAAGGGUGUCAGCAGAGCCAGGGAGCCGAAGCCAACGCCAUCAGCGAGGACACGGACACGCUGCACCUGAGCCCCCCGGGCUCCACGGAGUAUGUGGGCCAGGGCGCGGAGAAGGCGCCAGAGGUGUGCGAGCACUCGUGCGAGGCCCUGGGCAGCAUGAUUAAGGAGCUGUCGGGGCUGCACGUCGUGGUGAACCAGCUCCAAGAGAACCUGCGGAGAGUGUCCAGCGAUAACCAGUUUCUCUGGGAGCUCAUCGGUGGGCCUCCCAAGACCCGGAACAUGUCAGCCUGCUGGCAGGACGGCCGCUUCUUUGCAGAAAAUGAAACCUGGGUGGUGGACAGCUGCACCAAGUGCACCUGCAAGAAAUUUAAAACUGUUUGCCAUCAAAUCACCUGCCCGCCGGCGACCUGUGCCGACCCGUCCUUCAUGGAGGGCGAGUGCUGCCCCUCCUGCUUCCACGACGGCGAGGAAGGCUGGUCCCCGUGGGCGGAGUGGACGGAGUGCUCUGCCACCUGCGGGUCUGGCACCCAGCAGAGGGGGCGGUCGUGCGACGUCACCAGCAACACUUGCUUGGGGCCGUCCAUCCAGACGCGGGCAUGCAGCCUGGGCAAGUGUGACCACCGCAUCCGGCAGGACGGCGGCUGGAGCCACUGGUCGCCGUGGUCCUCCUGCUCCGUGACCUGCGGUGCCGGGAACGUGACGCGCAUCCGCCUCUGCAACUCGCCGGUGCCCCAGAUGGGCGGGAGGAGCUGCAAGGGCAGCGGCCGCGAGACCAAGGCCUGCCAGGGCCCGCCCUGCCCGGUGGACGGUCGGUGGAGCCCCUGGUCCCCGUGGUCAGCCUGCACGGUCACCUGUGCUGGAGGAAUCCGGGAGCGGACGCGCGUCUGUAACAGCCCCAAGCCGCAGCACGGAGGGAAGGACUGCGUCGGGGACGUCAAGGAGCAUCAGAUGUGCAACAAGAGGAGCUGCCCGCUGGACGGCUGCCUGUCCAACCCCUGCUUCCCCGGAGCGCCGUGCAGCAGCUUCCCUGACGGCUCCUGGUCCUGCGGCUCCUGCCCGGUGGGCUUCCUGGGCAACGGCACCCACUGCGAGGACCUGGACGAGUGUGCCGUGGUCACUGAUAUGUGCUUCGCGACCAGCAAGGCUCACCGCUGCGUCAACACCAACCCGGGCUUCCACUGUCUGCCCUGCCCCCCACGCUACAAGGGGACUCAGCCCUUUGGGGUUGGCCUGGAGGAAGCCAGGACCGAGAAGCAGGUGUGCGAGCCUGAGAACCCCUGCAAGGACAAGACCCACAACUGCCACAGGCACGCGGAGUGCGUCUACCUGGGCCACUUCAGCGACCCCAUGUUCAAGUGCGAGUGCCAGACUGGCUACGCAGGCGACGGGCUCAUCUGCGGGGAGGACUCGGACCUGGACGGCUGGCCCAACAGGAACCUGGUCUGUGCCACCAACGCCACCUACCACUGCAUCAAGGACAACUGCCCCCUCCUGCCUAACUCUGGACAAGAAGACUUUGACAAGGACGGCAUUGGGGAUGCCUGUGAUGACGAUGAUGACAACGACGGUGUCACCGACGAGAAGGACAACUGCCAACUUCUCUUCAACCCCCGUCAGUUUGACUAUGACAAGGACGAGGUCGGGGACCGCUGUGACAACUGUCCUUACGUGCACAACCCGGCCCAGAUCGACACGGACAACAACGGGGAGGGAGAUGCUUGCUCGGUGGACAUCGACGGAGACGACGUCUUCAAUGAGCGAGACAACUGUCCAUACGUGUACAACACAGACCAGAGGGACAGCGACGGCGACGGAGUGGGAGACCACUGCGACAACUGCCCGCUGGUGCACAACCCAGACCAGACGGACGUGGACAAUGACCUGGUGGGAGACCAGUGCGACAACAACGAAGACGUCGACGAGGACGGCCACCAGAACAACCAGGACAACUGCCCCUACGUGUCCAAUGCCAACCAGGCCGACCAUGACCAUGAUGGCAAGGGUGACGCCUGCGACUCAGACGAUGACAACGACGGGAUCCCCGACGACAGGGACAACUGCAGGCUCGUGCCCAACCCCGGCCAGGAGGACGCAGACGGUGACGGGCGAGGUGAUGCUUGCAAAGACGACUUUGACAAUGACAGCAUCCCUGACAUCGACGACGUGUGUCCUGAAAACCACGCCAUCAGUGAGACCGACUUCCGGAACUUCCAGAUGGUCCACCUGGACCCCAAGGGCACCACUCAGAUCGAUCCCAACUGGGUCAUUCGCCAUCAAGGCAAGGAGCUGGUGCAGACGGCGAACUCUGACCCCGGCAUCGCCGUCGGUUUUGAUGAGUUUGGGUCCGUGGACUUCAGCGGCACGUUCUAUGUCAACACGGACCGGGAUGACGACUACGCGGGCUUUGUCUUCGGGUACCAGUCCAGCAGCCGCUUCUACGUGGUGAUGUGGAAGCAGGUCACGCAGACCUACUGGGAGGACCAGCCCACCCGGGCGUACGGCUACUCGGGGGUGUCCCUCAAGGUGGUGAACUCCACCACGGGGACGGGCGAGCACCUGAGGAACGCACUGUGGCACACCGGGAACACGGAAGGACAGGUGCGCACGUUGUGGCACGACCCCAGGAACAUUGGCUGGAAGGACUACACCGCCUACCGGUGGCACCUGACCCACAGGCCGAAGACCGGCUACAUCAGAGUCUUAGUGCACGAAGGAAAACAGGUCAUGGCCGACUCAGGACCCAUCUAUGACCAGACCUACGCUGGCGGGCGGCUGGGGCUGUUUGUCUUCUCUCAAGAAAUGGUCUACUUCUCGGACCUCAAAUACGAAUGCAGAGACGUCUAAACAAGAUUGGCUGCAUUUCCAGCAGAGUACUGUAGACGCUGUUACCCAGACACCUCAGCCCAUCCGGCGCCCCCAGCCUCUCUCUAGCUGCCCCUCCUGUCCUUGACCCCGACUUUGAGUGGUUCUCAGCCUCCUUCACCUCCUGUCAUCAACCCAAGCCCAAGCGCCUUCAGAGGAUAAACAUUAGUGGAACCUGAAGACGAGCAUGCAGCCCACGACAGGAAGCCCAGUCUGAUGAGACGUGAGACUUUACGUGGAGAGAAAGCUGAGCAUGAUGUUACACUGCUUUUUCCUUGUUUGUUUAAAGAGAACGACGUUUACAUAUAAAAUGUAAGUGCUUGUCGUAUUUAUGUGUGUAUGGAGCUGCGGGAAUAUUGUGUGUAAGCCACUAUCAUAACUUAAGCAAGAGUAAAUAUUGCCAACCCACUUCCAUUGUGAGAGCACUCCAGUCCCUUUAGGCCAGGUGUAGAGAAGGGCCAGCUCCAGUUAGAAGUCAGGCCGUCGUAAGGAAGAGGCCAGGAGAGACCAGGUGUGUGACGUGGGGUGUCAGGUCGCUAACUGGAAUAGGAAAGACAGUUACGGGAAUAAACGAGUGCCCUUCCCCAGCCUCUCAUCCUCCGGUGAAUGCCCUCGCACUCAGCAGGGGUUCAGCUUGGUCAGAGAAGGGCUGUCCCUGCAAAAUGUGGGUCCAGAUGUGGGUCUGACCAAACCUCAUUUACGGGAAGGGUUCAGAGAGGGGUGCACCGUCCCUGCAGCCGGGGCCCUCAAGCUGUUGUCUGCCUGGGACCCCUGGCCAACGUCUUUUGAUUUCAUGCUCCGAUCACCGGAAUUCUUUCUGGAGCUUUUUUCGAUUGUGCUGGUGGAGGAACAGACAGCAGAGAAGUCAGCAAAUGCACUUUGGCCUCUAAUUCCCAGUCUAGGCCUUGAAGCUCCGGACCAGUUGCUUGUACCUAACUCGGUAACACAUUUCAUUAAGGUUCCGGUUAUAAAUGCUGUGUUGCUAUUUAUUAAAUGGAUAUAGAAUGCAGUUCCCCUCACCAGUAACUUAUUUUAAAUAUGCCAAGUAGCACAUAAGGAGAGUAAUUUCUAGAAGUAAACAUAUAACUAGUAUAUGAUAAUAUAGAGACACAGUUAUAGCAAAAGAGCUCCCUGUCAAAAUACAAGGCUUUCAAAUAUUAUGUUGUCAUGAUAAAGCUCGCUGUGAACGUGAUCGCAUAGACACAUAAUAAGGAGAGUUUAUAAUGGAACCUUAAUAUAUACCGUUGCAGCAACUCUGAUGUGGUGGCUGUUACUGGUGCGUGUCUGCUGUGUGUCGGAGGUGGGGAACUGUGGAAGCUGAGGGGACCCAGUGCGGUCCUGGCAGAAUAGCCAGCGCUCAGUCAUGCAGUAAUAGAGCCCAGGCUUGAUCUGUUUUUCGCUUUCAGUUGCAUGAUCUUUCUGCAGGAACCGUUGGUUAGUCUCGUUCCACACGGGGUUUAGUGAGAGGACUCGGCCGUGUCACUGAUGCAGGUGAACUGUCCGCCCCUCCCUGUCGGCAGUGCCAUCACCGCUUUGUCCAGGGAGGGGACCCACGACCUUGUCUUCACUUGCCGUGCUGUCUGAUAACGUUUUACUUGUUGCUUCCGUUGGGGUUGAUUUUUUUGUUUUGCUGCACUUUUCACCUUUUUUUUCUUUUUUGUGGAAAUGUAUUCCCAAGACAACGAAGGUGGGGAGACUUCAUUAAAUGUAACCAUUGUGACGAGCGUGUGGGUCUUCUGUGUUGGGGGUGUUUGGCCGAACCAUACCGUGGAGUGGGAGGAUGAUGUGAAUAUUUAGAAUGUACCAUAUUUUUUUGUAAAUUAUUUAUGUUUUUUUUUAAAAAAACAAACUUCUCAUACAGAUUGAUGAAACUUCUUCUGUUUUGCCAAAGACUGUAAAUAUUUAUUUAUUUGUUCACAUGGUCAGAUCUUCACCCCCGAAACCCUGCACAUAGCUAGCGCCUCAUUUUUAUACUUUAAAGAUGAAUAACAGGAAAUAAAUUGUAAAAAGGU
Molecule: messenger RNA, 5803 nt
Organism: Camelus dromedarius (Arabian camel)
Lineage: Eukaryota; Metazoa; Chordata; Mammalia; Artiodactyla; Camelidae
Gene: THBS2
Product: thrombospondin 2
Exons: 22
Coding region: 261-3773 (1170 amino acids)
Biological process (GO): negative regulation of angiogenesis; cell adhesion
Cellular component (GO): extracellular region
Molecular function (GO): calcium ion binding; protein binding
Source: RefSeq, a predicted model, not a curated record